Molecule: messenger RNA, 6527 nt
Organism: Stegostoma tigrinum
Lineage: Eukaryota; Metazoa; Chordata; Chondrichthyes; Orectolobiformes; Stegostomatidae
Gene: lrrc24
Product: leucine rich repeat containing 24
Exons: 5
Coding region: 158-1729 (523 amino acids)
Molecular function (GO): protein binding
Source: RefSeq, a predicted model, not a curated record
AGAGAGAGAGAGAGAGAGAGAGACUGAGAGAGAAAUCAUGCUCAUUGCCAGUUGAUCUGAUCUCAGUGCUGCCCACAGGACAUCAGUACCAUGUGUGGUCUACAUUUGUCUGCAGGUGUUGAAUGGAGCUCCCAAGGAGUCAGCUUGCUACCUAGAGAUGAUCCACGCUGACUGGAUGGAGUUCAUUACCACUAUUCUCAUCCUCAGCCUUCAGGUGCUGUCUUCCCAGGGAUGUCUGGAAGGAUGCCGUUGUUACAGUACAACAGUAGAGUGCGGCUCUCUUGGACUCACAGCUGUGCCACCAAAUAUUCCCGCUUUUACCCAGACACUAUUUUUACAAGACAAUGAUAUCACUCACAUCAGCCAGAGGGACUUUUCCCAUCUUUCCCAACUCCAGAACCUCUACAUUCAGAAUAACAGCCUCAGCACUAUUGACCCCGGUGCUCUGUCCAGGCAACACUUGCUCGUGGAAUUAGCACUGAAUGGAAAUCGCAUCCAACACCUCAACGACAGCAUCUUUGAGGGUCUGGACCACCUCAGGGUCUUAUACUUGGCAGGAAACUACAUCAGCUGGUUAGCAAGCCUGACCUUUCGAGGACUCCAGAGAUUACAGGAACUCCAUCUUCAGGAAAACAAUAUCCAGUCUAUGGCUGACCAAGCUUUUGAGGGGCUCUCAUCACUAGCCUUGCUGGACCUGAGCAGCAACAGGCUCCAUACACUGCAUCAGGCAUCAAUCCAACCCCUAAAAAGCUUACAGGAACUCCGAUUGGCUGGGAACCAGUGGAGGUGUGACUGUGUGCUGCAUUGGCUGUGGGCCUGGACGACUGGGGAGGGUCAGCGCCGGCUGCUACUGGGUAAGAAGAUGGUGUGUGCUGAGCCCCCUCGUUUGGCCGGACACAGCCUGCUGCAAGUCCCAGGAAACAGCCUGGUUUGUAUCCCGCCGGCCGUGAGGCUGGACCACAAGCAGGGAUUGGUGAGCCGCGUGGGGGACGAGCUGAGGGUGAGCUGCCAGGCCACUGGUUACCCUCCUCCGGCAGUGAGUUGGAGGAAAGUGAGCGAGGCUGGGCCGGGGCCUUCAGGCCUACUCCCUGGAGGGGCGACACUGACCCUCCGCAACUUGACAGCCUGGCAUGCCGGGAUCUACGAGUGUGAGGCCCACAACCCGGGCGGGAGGGCCUCUGCCACCUUUGAGCUGCGGGUCAACCUGUCGUCAGGCCCAGGCCUGGGCCUCAGGAGUUGGGAAACGCCCUCACCGGGCCUGCCUCCGUACCAGAGGGCAGGUGCUGGCAGUAUGGAGUUCACCACCUUGGGCCCCGGCACCCAGGCCAGCAUUGCGGUCGGUAUCUCCCUGCUGACUCUGGUCGCUUUCCUGCUCUUGGGGGCGAUGAUCUGUCGGAGGAGAGCGGGCGAGAAGGGCCAGGGAGGGGAGGAAGGCGGCCUGUACCUUAAUGACUACUCGGACGGGCCGACCACCUUUGCCCAGCUGGAAGAGUACCGCGACGAAGCAGGCCGGGAGAUGCUGGUGCUCGACCGCAACAGGACAGACUUCUGCACCUACAAAGACACGGCUGCUGAGCCAGGCCGGCAGCUCCGGGGGUUGGGGCCUCUCCACCAGGCUCAGGCCCAGGCCCAGGCCCAGGCCCAGCCCCAAAGAGGCCCUGGGGAGUUAUUUGAGAACCUCAGCGGCGGAGCCUUCAAGCGGGAGAUUGAGUACGAGAUCCAUUGCUGAGAGAGAGAGAGAGAGGGAAAUGAAUGGUGGUGCAGGAAUGGAAUAUUCUGGGUCAAUCCCAUCCCACCUCCUGACUGAAGUGAAGGCGAAAUUCUGCGUGGGUUGGAAAUUGCUGGGAACUCAGUCCAUCCAGCAGCUUGUGUGGAGUUAACGUUUUCUUGUGACUCAGGAUUGUACACGGGUUCGAGGCAGACAAUACUCCCUGGCAUCAUACUGAGAGGGCAAGAUGUGACACUCGACCGUGCGGAGCAUAAAGGACACUCCAGGGCACCAUUCCAUAAGAUGUAGGAGCAGAAGUAGGCCAUUCAGCCCAUCGAGUCUGCUCUGCCAUUCAGUGAGAUCAUGGUUGAUCUGAUAACACUCAAUUCCACUUUCCUGUUUAUUCCCCAAGUGUUUGAUUUCCCUCACUGAUUAAAAAUCUGUCUCAGCAUUGAAAUAGCAGCAACAGCCCUCUGUGCAAACUCCACACAGACAGUCACCCGAGGCUGGAAUCAAAUGUGGGUCCCUGGCGCUGUGAGGCUGCAGUGCUAACCGCUGAGCCACCGUGCGGCCCCAUGAAUGGCUGCACUCCUGUGUGCAUAAAGGUAUCCCGAAACGUCAGCUUUUGUGCUCCCGAGAUGCUGCUUGGCCUGCUGUGCUCAUCCAGCUCCACACUUUGUUAUCUCGGAUUCUCCAGCAUCUGCAGUUCCCAUUGUCUCUGGUUUAUAGUCGACUUACUUUAUACACUGGGGAAGGGUUUCUGUGGAGAAUCUGGCAAAUAUUCUCCAUCUCCUGGGACAAAAGCCUGGGACAGACUGGAGUAAGAGAGAUACAAGAAAAUGAUAUUGUAUCAGUGAUAAUGGGAACUGCAGAUGCUGGAGUUUUGUGCUCCUGAGAUGCUGCUGGGCCUGCUGUGUUCAUCCAGCCUCACAUUUUAUUCUCUUAUAUACAAGAAAAUGAAGGUGUUUAUUUCAAGUUGAGUCUAUGAGGUUGGUGAAGUCAGAAGUAGAUCAAACGAAGUAAAGUAGGGUGCAGACCUAAUUCUUUGAGGAGGUAACAAAUUAGAUAAAGGCGAGCCAGUGGAUAUGAUCAAUUUGGAUCUUCAAAAGGCCUUUGGCAAGGUGCCACACAGGAGGCUGCUAAAUAAGACAAGAGCCCAUGGUGUUAGAAGCAAGGUACUGGCAUGGAUAGAGGAUCGGCUGACUGGCAGAAGGCAGAGAGUGGGGAUAAAGGGGUCUUUUUCAGGUUGGCAGCCAAAGACUAGAGGAGUUCCACAGUGGGAGGUGUUGGGGCCACAACUUUUCAUGUUAUACAUUAACAAUCUGGAUGAAGGAACUGAGGGUGUUGUUGCUAAGUUUGCAGAUAAGACAAUGAUAGGUGGAGGGACAUGUAGUGUUGAUGUUACGAUGAUGAGGCAAACCUCUCUGAUGAUUAAAAUUGAAACACCCAGAGCAGCUCGCCUUGUCUCAAUAUCUGCUAAAAGAAGUGCAAAAAUGGUAUCAUCUGCCUUUCAGCUCCUGUUCUGUUAUAAAAUGAAAGAAAUUCUUAUACUCACUUUAUAAGCAACAAGUAACAAUUUAUUUAUCAUACUCUAACAAUGAACAAAUUAACAGACCUACCAACAACUGAACAAUUCCCCCUUAACUACUAACUAUUCUCAAGUAGAACAAAAUUCUAACGGCAUGCUAUGCCAAUAAAUAGAAGUCCCACAUAUAUAAACCCAAAUAAUAAGAAAAAUAAAUUAAAACUUUGACUCUCAAAACUACAGUGAGGAUGCAUCUGCCAGAAUGUUCUGUGCCUUUACCGCUAUUCUUUAGUUAGGAAUUAUUUAUUUGUUGAAUCCUUGCAUCAGGAAUAUUGGCUAAGAGUGCUGUUAUACGUUUUAGAUGGUGCUUAAUCAGAGAGCGUAAAGAUUUCUGGAGAGCCAGGGUUUUAUUCUUCCAAUGGCAAUUUGCCCUCACAGAUUUUCAAAAACCUCUCUUCCUGUAUACCCUGAUGACUUUAUAAUAGGAUUGGUCCUAGGUUGUCAACACAUCAAAUUAAAAUUUAAUUGGGUUUUGGUAUCUAGGGCAUGGUUUAAAUUAAUUGGCUGAUAUUAAAGCAGGUUGCCUUAACAUCAAAACAAGCCCAGAUUGCCAAUCACACAGCUAGUUGACACAUGGACACCAUGGUCAACAUGGGCCAGUUUGGGCUGAAGGGCCUGUUUACAUGUAGUAUUACUCUGUGACUCUAUCUGUUUCAAUUUCAGAUCUGUCUAUGCAUCUACAGCUGCUUGCAGACAUUAUUUUAUCUCCAAGCUGAGAAAAACACACCACCUCUUAAAGGACCACACACUCUUCCUCCUAUCAUUUUUACAAACCAAUUCUAACAUUCUACCUUCUAACUCAGAAGUACUCUACCUAAAUUCACAACAGUUGAAGAAGUGGGAGGCUGCAGUAGGACAGAAAUAAACAUGUUUAUGGUUCAAUCACAAACAUGUUAAUGUCAAACCUUCCUAACACCCCGAUACAGGGGCUUAUAAAUUAAUUUAAAUUAAAGCAGACAAAACUCUGAUUGGUUUGACCAAUUUAAAGGCCUCCAAGAUUUAAGAGGGAAAAACAUAUUUGAUCAAAUCCUCACCAGUUGAGUACAGGAGGUAAGAGUGGCACCAAGCAUGGCUGAAAAUGAGGUAUGAGCCUGGUGAAGCCGCAAAACAGGAAGUGCCAAACAUCAUAAGCAGCAAAUGAUAGACAGAGCUCAGUGAUCCCACAAACAAUGGAUCAGAUCUAAGCUCUGCAGUCUGACCACUUCCAGUCAUGAAUGGUGUUGGAUGAUUAAACAACUCACUGGAGGAGGAGACUCCACGCAUAUCCUCAUCCUCAAUGUAGCAGCAAAUUACUGCAGGUGCUGGAAUCUGUACUGAAGACAACAAAAUGCUAGAGAUCACAGUGAUCCAGGCAGCAUCCAUAGAGGGACAGCGAGCUAAUGUUUCGAGUCUAGUACAGCUCUGAAGAGUCAUCUGGACUCAAAACAUUAGCUUAGAUAUUAAAGUGUGAAGCUGGAUGAACACAGCAGGCCAAGCAGCAUCUCAGGAGCACAAAAGCUGACGUUUCGGGCCUAGACCCAUCAUCUGAUCCUGACCUGGUCCAAACAUGGACAAAAGAGCUGAAUUCCAGAGGUGAGGUGAGAGUGGCAGCCCUUGACAUCAAGACGGCAUUUGACUGAGGGUGGCAUCAUGGAGCCUAGCAAAACUGGAAUCAAUGGGUAUUCAGGGGCAAACUGGUUGGAGUCAUACCUGGCACGUAGGAAGAUGGUCAUGGUUGUUGGAGGUGAAUCUUCUCAGCUCCAGGACAUCUCUGCAGGAAUCCCUCAGGGUAGUGUCCUUGGCUCAACCAUCUUCAGCUGCUUCAUCAAUGACCUUCCGUCUAUCAUACGGUCAGAAGUGGGGAUGUUCACCGAUGACUGCACAAUGUUCAGCACCAUUCGUGACUCCUCAGAUACUGAAGCAGUCCAUGUUCAAAUGUAGAAGGAUCUGGACAAUAUCCAGUCUUGGGCUGACGAGUGACAAGUAACAUUCACACCACACAAAUGCCAUGCAACGACCAUUUCAAAAAGAGACAAUCUAACCAUAGAUCAUUGACAUUCAUUGCUUUUACCAUCUUUAGAUCUUCCACUGUCAAUAUCCUGGGGGUUACCAUUGACCAGAAACUCAGCUGGCUACAAGAGCAGGCCUGAAGCUGGGAAUACUGUGGUGAGUAACUCACCUCCUAAUUCCUUAAAUCCUGUCCACUAUCUGCAAGGCACAAGUCAGGAGUGUGAUGGGAUACUCCCCACUUGCCUGGAUGGGGGCCAGGCCCAACAACACUCAAGAAGCUCGACACCAUCCAGGACAAAGCAGCCGCUUGAUUGGCACCACAUCCACAAGGAUCCCACUCCCUCCAGCACUGCUGCUCAGCAACGUGUACUAUCUACAAGAUCCCUCGACAGCACUUUCCAAACCCUUGACCUCUUUCAUCUAGAACGACAUGGGCAGCAGAAAUGUGGGAACACCACCAUCCUGCCUUGGAAAUAUAUCAUCGUUCCUUCACUAUCGUUGGAUCAAAAUCCUGGAAUUUCCUCCCUAAUUACAUUGUGGGUCAACCCAAAGCAGGUGGACUGCAGAGGUUCAAGAUGGCGGCUCACUACCACCUUCUCAGGGGGCAACUAGGGACGGGCAAUAAAUGCUGGGCCCAGCCAGGGAUGCUCACAUUCCAGGAGUGAAUAAUAAAAAAAACAGACAAAACCCCACAUUUCUGCACCAAAUCUUACACAAUUCACAGCUAAGCUUCUGGGAGUUAAUCGUUAAAAUUCCCCUGAGCUCUCAGCCCCAGUACCUCUCGUGUCGUUCAUUCCUGUGAGAAGAGUCAGUAUGCAAGCCAAGCUGACUGUUCCUGACAUGACCCCCACACAACACCUCCUCCAGCCCUUUGACCCUGUCCCUUUAAUAAUGGUCCCCAUUAAAACAUCAUAAACACAUUAUCUGAGGCCAUUCUCAUGGAAGGUCAAUGUUUUGUAACCUCGUAAUCCUUUCAAUCUGUUACUUGCCCUGUUCUAGACAGACACACUCAGUGCCGAUGAUGUUUCUACACUGGAAAUGAGGAACUUCACCAAGGUGAGCAAGCUCAGAUGUAGCAUAAAGCUCCCUCCUUCCUGGAUAGGGGUCAAUGAUCAUCGUCUGGUCCUGCUCAAUGGAAACAAUUCAUCCCUUUCUUAACUGGGUUAUACAAGAGUAGGUUUCGCGUGUCAAUAUGUGCAGUAUUGUUUCUGUUACAAGGUCAGAAUUAUUGAGAGUAACUCUUGA